Moesziomyces antarcticus is the source of this 540-nucleotide messenger RNA. RefSeq lists its product as uncharacterized. The transcript has a single exon. Bases 1 to 540 code for a protein of 179 amino acids. Gene Ontology annotation, cellular component: membrane. The record is from RefSeq and is a predicted model, not a curated record. NCBI's taxonomy places the organism in Eukaryota, Fungi, Basidiomycota, Ustilaginomycetes, Ustilaginales, Ustilaginaceae.
AUGUCGUCGUACCUCUCUUCGCAAACGUGGAUUCGCGACCUCAUCUCGCCCUUGACGGGCGGCAAGGAUCCGCUGGCCAACCUGUCGUGGAUCGGCGUUCUGGGCGCACUCACGCUCGCAGCGCUGCCGCACUGGUACACCAUCUACCUCGCCGAGAGCAACAAGGUGCAGGGCGGAUGGUCCAACGUCAACCCGCGCUUCUGGGUACAACAGCUCAUCGCCAAGUCCGCCACCUCAAAGCUGUCCGAGCUCGAGCUAUUCAUCCUCCGCGGCCAGAGUUGCCAGGCCAACGCAUUCGAAAACGCCCCCCUCUUUGCUGCCACCCUCAUCUGGGCCAACUACACCGCUCUGCCGCUCGCGACGAUCAACAACUUUGUCAUCGCUUACCUCGCUUCCCGUGCGCUGUACACCGUGCUCUACCUCAACACCACCUCCAAGGUCAACAGCUUCGCCAGGACCAUCGCGUUCAACUUUGGCAUCGUCCACAUGCUCUCCCUCUGGAUCCGUGGCGGCCUCAACAUCAGCCCCAGCCUCAAGUAA